Linepithema humile (Argentine ant) is the source of this 1226-nucleotide messenger RNA. NCBI's taxonomy places the organism in Eukaryota, Metazoa, Arthropoda, Insecta, Hymenoptera, Formicidae. The record is from RefSeq and is a predicted model, not a curated record.
AACUCUUAAAUGUUUAUUACGAACAAUUUCUUUACAACCAGGAAUUAAUAAAUUUAUUUUUGAGCAUCUUCGGCAGCAUAUUGCACAAAUUAACGAUGAAAGAGAUAAACUAUGCAUAUUAAUGUGGGACGAGAUGUCAUUAGAAGCCAAUUUGCAAUAUGACCAAUUGAAUGACAGAAUAAUUGGUUUUGAAGAUUGGGGACAUAGACGUACAUCAUUGAUAGCCGAUCAUGUUUUGGUUUUUAUGGUAAGAGGAAUUUUUAAAGGAUGGAAAAUUCCAUUAUCUUACAACUUUUGCAAAAGUCAAACGAAAUCUGCACAGUUAAUAAGAUGCAUUAAAGAAAUUAUAAAAGAAUUAACUCAAGCUGGUUUGACAAUUAUUGCAACUGUAUGUGAUCAAGGAGGGCCAAAUAUGACAUCCAUUAAGAAACUUCUCGAGGAUUCAAGAAGUAAAUGUAUACAAAUAGGCCAAGAAUAUCGAGGUUUUAUUGAACUUUUUGGGCAAAAUAUUGUACCUAUCUAUGAUCCACCACAUCUUUUAAAAGAAAUCCGUAAUAAUUUAUUAUUUAAAAAUUUGGAAAUUAAUGCUACUAAUUCAGGAACAAAGGAACAACAGUUUGCAUCAUGGGAUAUCAUUGAACAGGCAUAUAAAAUGGAUAUUUACACAAAUACAUUGAAUCGUAAAUUGCCAAAAUUAACUGAUGAACAUGUUAUUAGAUCAAAAAUUAAAAAAAUGAAAGUUAAAUGUGCUGCUCAAAUUUUUAGUGCAAGAUUAUCAGCAUAUAUUGAAUACAACAGCAAAAUCAAAGGAGGAUUUGUGGAGACACAGAUUGGUCCACUACAAAUAUCAAAGGCAGGAUAUAAUACAGCAAUAGUAUUAGAUUUUUUUAAUAAAGUUUUUAAUUCCGUGAACGCACAUACUUUGCAUCCAGAAACUUCUUUACGUGUUGCGGUAACAAGAAAUAGCAAACAUCAUGAUUUUUGGCCACAUGCUAUUAAAUUAUUGUCCGAUAUGCGAUAUGUUGAUCCAAAAAGUAAGCAACCAGUUAAGUGCAUACCAUCAUUAAAAAAUUGGAUUUUUACUCUACGUGGAUUUCAAAACAUAUGGAAAAUAGUUAAUAAUGCAGAUAUACAAUUUUUAAAGACGAGGAAUAUUAAUCAAGAUCCAUUAGAAAAUUUUUUUGGUAUGAUUCGUAGUCACGGACGUAGAAAUAUUAAUCCUUCAU